Messenger RNA from Erinaceus europaeus (western European hedgehog), 941 nucleotides. RefSeq names its product pterin-4-alpha-carbinolamine dehydratase 2-like. The record is from RefSeq and is a predicted model, not a curated record. The transcript has a single exon. NCBI's taxonomy places the organism in Eukaryota, Metazoa, Chordata, Mammalia, Eulipotyphla, Erinaceidae. Gene Ontology annotation, biological process: tetrahydrobiopterin biosynthetic process. Bases 555 to 863 code for a protein of 102 amino acids. Gene Ontology annotation, molecular function: 4-alpha-hydroxytetrahydrobiopterin dehydratase activity.
UUUCCUGCUUCUCUGCUUUGUGCACCUUAAGGGACAGGGAACCUGACCGUUUCGGACCUGCACCCCAAAUGACUGCGACGACGACGUCUUGCGUGAGAAAAGCCUCGGAGAGGUCCUGGGCUUCGCUUCCGGACGCCGAUCUCUCGGUCUCUAAGCAGGCUGAAUGCCUGACACCCAAAAGCUUCCACUGUCACCAGGCCCAUUCAGCGGUCCCGUCUCCACUGUCUCAAAGUCAGGACGUAGACUACAGGGUAGUUGCGUUGGUGGUAUAGUGGUGAGCAUAGCUGCCUUCCAAGCAGUUGACCCGGGUUCGAUUCCCGGCCAACGCAAAGGUAGUUAUUUUUCUCCCCAAUCUUGUGCUUUGAUUCUGUAGAUCCUUGGAUCUGCUGGAUUCGGCAUCUGUUAUCUGCACCCACGUUAGUUCAUUGGAGACAUUCACUGAACUCUUGUAAUCGUACGGAGUUUUUUCAGCCACUCCAGUUUAAAAAAUUUCUUUAUUGGCGGCGCUGUGCUUGCUCUGGGGGCUGCGGGGUCGCAGCCCGAGCUUCGCAGCCAUGUCAACAGAUGCUCACUGGUUGACUGCAGAGAAGAAUCAAGUUAUACUUGACCUUACAGCAGCAGGAUGGUUGGAAUUAAGUGAUAGAAAUGCUGUCUACAAAGAGUUCAUCUUUAAAAAUUUUAAUCAGGCAUUUGGCUUUAUGUCCAGAGUUGCUCUACAAGCAGAGAAGAUGAAUCAUCACUCAGAAUGGUUUCAUGUGUACAACAAGGUCCAGAUAACUCUCACCUCACAUGACUGCGGUGGACUGACCAAAAGAGAUGUGAAACUGGCCAAUUUUAUUGAAAAAGCAGCUGCCUCUAUGUGAUUUCAUACAAAAAUGGAUGUAAAAUCUGAUAUACAUCCUAUCUGGGAUAUAUCAUGAAGGCAAUUUACAGAAACAAAU